AUGCUGCGCCUCCGCCCCCUCCAGCGCGCCGUCCUGCGCGGCGCGCGCGCGCUCUCCACGACCACGUCCACGUCCACGCGCGGCUUCCGCAAGAUCCUCGUGGCCAACCGCGGCGAGAUCGCGCUGCGCGUGCUGCGCUCGGCGCAGAAGCUCAACAUCGAGACGGUGGCCGUCUACAGCGACGCGGACGCCGACUCGCAGCACGUCAAGCUGGCCACGGAGGCCUACCGGCUGGGCCCGGCGCCCGCCGCCGAGAGCUACCUCAACUACGCCAAGAUCCUCGAGAUCUGCCGCCUCUCCGGGGCCGAGGCCGUGCACCCGGGCUACGGCUUCCUGUCGGAGAACGCGGCGUUCGCGCGCGCGUGCCAGGAGGCGGGCGUCGAGUUCAUCGGCCCACCGGUCAGCGCCAUCGAGGACAUGGGCUCCAAGAGCGCGUCCAAGGACAUCAUGAUCAAGGCGGGCGUGCCCGUGACGCCCGGCUACCACGGAGAGGACCAGAGCUUCGAGACGCUGCAGAGCGAGGCCAGGAAGAUCGGCUACCCGGUGCUCAUCAAGGCCGUGCUGGGCGGUGGAGGCAAGGGCAUGAGGAUCGUGGAUGAAGACAAGGACUUCCAGGACGCCCUGGACGCCUGCGUGAGGGAGGGCCAGGCGUCCUUCGGAGACGGACGCGUGCUGAUCGAGAAGUACCUGAGGAAGCCCAGGCACGUAGAGCUCCAGAUCUUCGGAGACAAGCACGGAAACGUCAUCCACCUCUUCGAGCGCGACUGCAGUGUGCAGCGACGACACCAGAAAGUGCUAGAGGAGGCCCCGGCUCCUAAUAUGUCGGAGGCCUUGCGCAAGAAGAUGGGAGACGCAGCAGUCGCAGCCGCCAAGGCCGUGGGCUAUGUUGGCGCGGGAACGGUCGAGUUCCUGCUGGACGAGGACGAGUCCUUCUACUUCAUGGAGAUGAACACGCGACUGCAAGUUGAACACCCCGUCACCGAGAUGAUCACCAAGCAGGAUCUGGUUGAGCUGCAGCUGAAGGUUGCUGCGGGUCAGAAGCUGCCGAUCCGCCAGGAAGACCUGAAGAUCCACGGCCACGCCGUCGAGGCACGUAUCUACGCCGAAAACCCCUACAAUGAUUUCCUCCCCGGGAGCGGAACGUUGCAGCACAUUCGUUUGCCUAAUACAUCGAAGGACGUCCGCGUGGACACCGGAAUUAUCCAAGGAGACGAAGUGUCCAUUUUCUACGAUCCCAUGAUCGCAAAGCUGAUUGUGCACGGCGACAACCGUCAGGCUGCGCUGGACACGAUGGUCAAGGCGCUCCACGAGUACCAGAUUGUGGGUCUGCCCACAAAUAUCGAGUUCGUUGCUCGUACGGCCGACCACGCUGCGUUCCGGAAGGGCGGCGUCGACACAAGUUUCCUUAACAAGUACGGUGACGAUGUGCUGGGAUCUCUGGGAGCGUAUCCGUCCUACACCAAGGCUCUUGGUGCUGUGAGCUUGCUUCUUCUCGAGCAGCUUAAGCGUCGCCCAACUGGGAACUCCAGUACCGAGCUGCACUCGCCUUGGUCGGACGAUUCUCUAGCACACUUCCGAUCGCUGGAAACGCUCGAGCGAAAGCUUCAGCUAAGUCACGACGACGAUGAAGCGCCCGUGACUGUCAAGUGCUUGUCCAAGAACACGUACCAAAACGGAGACUUCAAAUUCCGAGUGGACAACCGCACGUUCAACGGUACGGCGGUGAUCCACAACCAAGAUCUCCACCUCUUCUGCGACGACAACAGCGAGCGCUACGAGUACAAGUUCCACGUCCCGCUGCCGUCGUUUGAACCCGCAGAGGGCAGUGCAGGCUCAGCUGCGCACAGCAAGAUUGUGGCGCCGAUGCCCGGCAAGAUCAUCAAGGUGCUGGUGAAGAACGGCGACACGAUCACGGCCGACCAGCCGCUGCUGAUCAUGGAGGCCAUGAAGAUGGAGCACAUGAUCCGCGCGCCCAAAGAUGGCAAGGUACAGGAGCUCUUCUGCGAGAAGGACGAUUUUGUGACGGACGGCAACGUGCUCGUCGAGCUGGAAUAA
Messenger RNA from Phytophthora sojae, 2055 nucleotides. RefSeq lists its product as hypothetical. The transcript is spliced from 4 exons. Bases 1 to 2055 code for a protein of 684 amino acids. Gene Ontology annotation, molecular function: metal ion binding; ATP binding; methylcrotonoyl-CoA carboxylase activity. The record is from RefSeq and is a predicted model, not a curated record. Gene Ontology annotation, cellular component: mitochondrion. NCBI's taxonomy places the organism in Eukaryota, Oomycota, Peronosporomycetes, Peronosporales, Peronosporaceae.